Messenger RNA from Xyrichtys novacula (pearly razorfish), 18572 nucleotides. The record is from the annotation of a GenBank genome assembly. Lineage: Eukaryota; Metazoa; Chordata; Actinopteri; Labriformes; Labridae.
AUGUCUCAUUCAAGCGAAGCCUGCUGUGCAGCAGUUUAUCAGGAUGAGGUGUAUGCAGAUAUUGACAUUGAACCAGGAGAAAUACUGAAUGGUGACGCCAAUCGAUACUUCAUUUUGGAGUUCAUCGACAGCGGAACUUAUGCUAAAGUUGUCAAAGCAAAAAAUGUCAUCACAAGGGAGUCAGUCGCCCUGAAGAUCAUGAACAACGAAGACAAAGAAGUCAUUGCGAACGAGAUUAAGAUACUGCAAACUCUUAGGACUCUAGACGCUGACAAGUCUAACAUUGUGCAGUUCUUUGAGACGUUCGAGCACAAUGGACACACCUGUCUAGGUAUGUAGAUUAUAUUCCAUUUCACCAUUCUGUUUUACUGUUGAAUUAAAGUAUUUUUUUGGAUAUCAGAGAUAUGUGGUAAAAAGUUGGACGUUUACUGCACUAAAAACAUCUUGUAAAAUAUCAGGUCUAAUUUCAGUACCAAACACUGGAUACCAUUGUAUUUAAACCUAGAUAUUCAGAAAGUACUCAUUUGGUCUAAAAUACUUUACAAAGGCAUAACUUUUUUUGGUUAGAAAUAAAAGAGAAAAUAUUUCAGAUUUUGCAGAUUUUACUUUUUAUAAUUCAUGUAUUUUAAUGCUCUUUAGUGUUACUCUUACCUUGUUUUUUCUCAUCUAAUCCUGUCUUUUUUUUUGUCUUAUCUUUUUGUAGCCUUUGAAAUGCUGGACAAAAGUCUUUUGGAUCAAUUGAAUGAAAACCGUAUGCCAUUCUCUCUUCAUGAGAUUCGUCCAAUCACCCAGCAACUUCUGUCGGCCUUUGAUGCCCUGGCAUACAUCGGGAUCAUAUACACUGACCUAAAGCCUGACAAUGUUAUGUUGGUUAACCAGAGAGACCAGCCUUUCAGAGUCAAACUUAUAGACUUCGGUGUGUCCGUUAAGACCUCUGAGGUGGACGACAGUUUGGGAAUGCCGACAGUCCCUUACAGAGCUCCUGAACUGUUCCUGGGCCUCCCCUCCUCAGAGGCAAUAGACAUGUGGGCUCUGGGGUGUAUUCUGUUUGAAAUGUUUCUCUUUGACUACCCAUUUGGUGAUGGCUUCAGUGAGAUUGGGACCAUGGAGGACAUCGUAGCCAUCAUGGGUCAGCCAGCUGAUCACCUCCUCGAUGCUGGAAAAUUCACAACACACUACUUUGUAAAGAACCCAUUCUCAGAACACCCCAAAUGGUUGGUGAAAAACCAGACAAAAACUGGUCUUGAACCUGAACCCUGCAAACUGAGAGUAAAUUCUCUGGAGGAUCUGGUCACACUUAACCUAGAGAACCAUCGGUCCAUUGAGAUCGAGGACUGCAGAGCCUUUGUGAGCCUCCUGAAGGGUCUCCUAAACACUGACCCAGAGAAGAGGAUUAGCCCCAAGCAGGCUCUAAGUCAUCCAUUCAUCACCAAGGUCCACCUGCAGGAGAAUGCUGACGGCCAGUACCUGGAAGACGCCAGGGACAAUAUGGUCAUCACUUACAGGAACAGGUCAGAGGAGAAUCAUCUUAGUUCAGCUGCUGUGGAAGACAAACAAGAAGAACCAGCUGAAGCUGAUGAUAUUGAACCAGAAGAAAUACUAAAUGGUGACUCCGGUCAAUACUGCAUUUCAAAGUUCAUUGACAGUGGAACUUUUGGUAAAGUUGUCAAAGCAAAAAAUAUCAUCACAAGGGAGUCAGUCGCCCUGAAGAUCAUGAACAACGAAGACAAAGAAGUCAUUGCGAACGAGAUUAAGAUACUGCAAACUCUUAGGACUCUAGACGCUGACAAGUCUAAUAUUGUGCAGUUCUUUGAGACGUUUGAGCACAAUGGACACACCUGUCUAGGUAUGUAGAUUAUAUUCCAUUUCACCAUUCUGUUUUACUGUUGAAUGAAAGUAUUUUUUUGGAUAUCAGAGAUAUGUGGUAAAAAGUUGGACGUUUACUGCACUAAAAACAUCUUGUAAAAUAUCAGGUCUAAUUUCAGUACCAAACACUGGAUACCAUUGUAUUUAAACCUAGAUAUUCAGAAAGUACUCAUUUGGUCUAAAAUACUUUACAAAGGCAUAACUUUUUUUGGUUAGAAAUAAAAGAGAAAAUAUUUCAGAUUUUGCAGAUUUUACUUUUUAUAAUUCAUGUAUUUUAAUGCUCUUUAGUGUUACUCUUACCUUGUUUUUUCUCAUCUAAUCCUGUCUUUUUUUUUGUCUUAUCUUUUUGUAGCCUUUGAAAUGCUGGACAAAAGUCUUUUGGAUCAAUUGAAUGAAAACCGUAUGCCAUUCUCUCUUCAUGAGAUUCGUCCAAUCACCCAGCAACUUCUGUCGGCCUUUGAUGCCCUGGCAGACAUCGGGAUCAUAUACACUGACCUAAAGCUUGACAAUGUUAUGUUGGUUAACCAGAGAGACCAGCCUUUCAGAGUCAAACUUAUAGACUUCGGUGUGUCCGUUAAGACCUCUGAGGUGGACGACGGUUUGGGAAUGCCGACAGUCCCUUACAGAGCUCCUGAACUGUUCCUGGGCCUCCCCUCCUCAGAGGCAAUAGACAUGUGGGCUCUGGGGUGUAUUCUGUUUGAAAUGUUUCACUUUGAAAACCCAUUUGGUGAUGGCUUCAGUGAGAUUGGGACCAUGGAGGACAUCGUAGCCAUCAUGGGUCAGCCAGCUGAUCACCUCCUCGAUGCUGGAAUAUUCACAACAGACUACUUUGUAAAGAACCCAUCCUCAGAACACUCCAAAUGGUUGGUGAAAAACCAGACAAAAACUGGUCUUGAACCUGAAACCACACUAAGUGUAAAUUCUCUGGAGGACCUGGUCACACUUAACCUAGAGAACCAUCGGUCCAUUGAGAUCGAGGACCGCAGAGCCUUUGUGAGCCUCCUGAAGGGUCUCCUAAACACUGACCCAGAGAAGAGGAUUAGCCCCAAGCAGGCUCUAAGUCAUCCAUUUAUCACCAUGGUCCACCUGCAGGAGAAUGCUGACGGCCAGUACCUGGAAGACGCCAGGGACAAAAUGGUCAUCACUUACAGGAACAGGUCAGAGGAGAAUCAUCUUAGUCCAGCUGCUGUGGAAGACAAACAAGAAGUACCAGCUGAAGCUGAUGAUAUUGAACCAGAAGAAAUACUAAAUGGUGACUCCGGUCAAUACUGCAUUUCAAAGUUCAUUGACAGUGGAUCUUUUGGUAAAGUUGUCAAAGCAAAAAAUAUCAUCACAAGGGAUUCAGUCGCCCUGAAGAUCAUGAACAACGAAGAAGAAGACGUCAUUGCGAACGAGAUUGAGAUACUGCAAACUCUUAGGACUCUAGACGCUGAUGAGUCUAACAUUGUGCAGUUCUUUGAGACGUUCGAGCACAAUGGACACACCUGUCUAGGUAUGUAGAUUAUAUUCCAUUUCACCAUUCUGUUUUACUGUUGAAUGAAAGUAUUUCUUUGGAUAUCAGAGAUAUGUGGUAAAAAGUUAUACGUUUACUGCACUAAAAACAUCUUGUAAAAUAUCAGGUCUAAUUUCAGACCAAACACUGGGUACCAUUGUAUUUAAACCUUGAUAUUCAGAAAGUACUCAUUUGGUCUAAAAUACUUUACAAAGGCAUAACUUUUUUUGGUUAGAAACAAAAGAAAAACAUUUGUAAAUAUUUCAGAUUUAGCAGUGGUCGUUUUAUAAUUCAUGUAUUUUAAUGCUCUUUAGUAUUACUCUUACCUUGUUUUAUGUCAUCAAAUCCUGUCUUUUUUUUGUCUUAUCUUUUUGUAGCCUUUGAAAUGCUGGACAAAAAUCUUUUGGAUCUAUUGAAUGAAAACGACACGCCAUUCUCUCUUCAUGAGAUUCGUCCAAUCACCCAGCAACUUCUAUCAGCCUUUGAUGCCCUGGCAGACAUCGGGAUCAUAUACACUGACCUAAAGCUUGACAAUGUUAUGUUGGUUAACCAGAGAGACCAGCCUUUCAGAGUGAAACUGAUAGACUUCGGUCUGUCCGUUAAGACCUCUAAGGCGGACGACGGUUUGGGAAUUCCGAUAGUUCCUUACAGAGCUCCGGAACUGUUCCUGGGCCUCCCCUCCUCAGAGGCAAUAGACAUGUGGGCUCUGGGGUGUCUUCUGUUCACAAUGUUUCACUUUGAAAACCCAUUUGGUAAUGACUUCAGUGAGAUUGGGACCAUGGAGAACAUUGUAGCCAUCAUGGGUCAGCCAGCUGAUCACCUCCUCAAUGCUGGAAAAUUCACGACACACUACUUUGUAAAGAACCCAUUCUCAGAACACCCCAAAUGGUUGGUGAAAAACCAGACAAAAACUGGUCUUGAACCUGAACCCUGCAAACUGAGUGUAAAUUCUCUGGAAGACCUGGUCACACUUAACCCAGAGAACCAUGGGUCCAUUGAGAUCGAGGACCGCAGAGCCUUUGUAAGCCUCCUGAAGGGUCUCCUAAACACUGACCCAGAGAAGAGGAUUAGCCCCAAGCAGGCUCUAAGUCAUCCAUUUAUCACAAUGGUCCACCUGCAGGAGAAUGCUGACGGCCAGUACCUGGAAGACGCCAGGGACAAAAUGGUCAUCACUUACAGGAACAGGUCAGAGGAGAAUCAUCUUAGUCCAGCUGCUGUGGAAGACAAACAAGAAGAACCAGCUGAAGCUGAAGCAUCUAUAAGCAGCUCAGCUGUAGAAGAUCCAGCUCUUACCAUCAUCUCAGAGGAGAAUCAUCUUAGUCCAGCUGCUGUGGAAGACAAACAACAAGUACCAGCUGAAGCUGAUGAUAUUGAACCAGGAGAAAUACUGAAUGGUGACUUCGGUCAAUACUGCGUUUCGAUGUUCAUCGACAGCGGGGCUUUUGGUAAAGUUGUCAAAGCAAAAAAUGUCAUCACAAGGCAGUCGGUCGCCCUGAAGAUCAUCAACAACGAAGAAGAAGACGUCAUUGCGAACGAGAUUGAGAUACUGCAAACUCUUAGGACUCUAGACGCUGAUGAGUCUAACAUUGUGCAGUUCUUUGAGACGUUCGAGCACAAUGGACACACCUGUCUAGGUAUGUAGAUUAUAUUCCAUUUCAUCAUUCUGUUUUACUGUUGAAUGAAAGUAUUUCUUUGGAUAUCAGAGAUAUGUGGUAAAAAGUUAUACGUUUACUGCACUAAAAACAUCUUGUAAAAUAUCAGGUCUAAUUUCAGACCAAACACUGGGUACCAUUGUAUUUAAACCUUGAUAUUCAGAAAGUACUCAUUUGGUCUAAAAUACUUUACAAAGGCAUUACUUUUUUUGGUUAGAAACAAAAGAAAAACAUUUGUAAAUAUUUCAGAUUUAGCAGUGGUCUUUUUAUAAUUCAUGUAUUUUAAUGCUCUUUAGUAUUACUCUUACCUUGUUCUAUCUCAUCAAAUCCUGUCUUUUUUUUGUCUUAUCUUUUUGUAGCCUUUGAAAUGCUGGACAAAAAUCUUUUGGAUCUAUUGAAUGAAAAUGACACGCCAUUCUCUCUUCAUGAGAUUCGUCCAAUCACCCAGCAACUUCUGUCGGCCUUUGAUGCCCUGGCAGACAUCGGGAUCAUAUACACUGACCUAAAGCUUAACAAUGUUAUGUUGGUUAACCAGAGAGACCAGCCUUUCAGAGUGAAACUGAUAGACUUCGGUCUGUCCGUUAAGACCUCUGAGGUGGACGACGGUUUGGGAAUUCCGAUAGUUCCUUACAGAGCUCCGGAACUUUUCCUGGGCCUCCCCUCCUCAGAGGCAAUAGACAUGUGGGCUCUGGGGUGUCUUCUGUUCACAAUGUUUCACUUUGAAAACCCAUUUGGUAAUGACUUCAGUGAGAUUGGGACCAUGGAGAACAUCGUAGCCAUCAUGGGUCAGCCAGCUGAUCACCUCCUCAAUGCUGGAAAAUUCACAACACACUACUUUGUAAAGAACCCAUUCUCAGAACACCCCAAAUGGUUGGCGAAAAACCAGACAAAAACUGGUCUUGAACCUGAACCCUGCAAACUGAGUGUAAAUUCUCUGGAAGACCUGGUCACACUUAACCCAGAGAACCAUGGGUCCAUUGAGAUCGAGGACCGCAGAGCCUUUGUGAGCCUCCUGAAGGGUCUCCUAAACACUGACCCAGAGAAGAGGAUUAGCCCCAAGCAGGCUCUAAGUCAUCCAUUUAUCACAAUGGUCCACCUGCAGGAGAAUGCUGGCAGCCAGUACCUGGAAGACGCCAGGGACAAAAUGGUCAUCACUUACAGGAACAGGUCAGAGGAGAAUCAUCUUAGUCCAGCUGCUGUGGAAGACAAACAACAAGUACCAGCUGAAGCUGAUGAUAUUGAACCAGGAGAAAUCCUGAAUGGUGACUUCGGUCAAUACUGCGUUUCGAUGUUCAUCGACAGCGGAGCUUUUGGUAAAGUUGUCAAAGCAAAAAAUAUCAUCACAAGGGAGUCAGUCGCCCUGAAGAUCAUGAACAACGAAGACAAAGAACUCAUUGCGAACGAGAUUGAGAUACUGCAAACUCUUAGGACUCUAGACGCUGACAAGUCUAAUAUUGUGCAGUUCUUUGAGACAUUCGAGCACAAUGGACACACCUGUCUAGGUAUGUAGAUUAUAUUCCAUUUCAUCAUUCUGUUUUACUGUUGAAUGAAAGUAUUUCUUUGGAUAUCAGAGAUAUGUGGUAAAAAGUUAUACGUUUACUGCACUAAAAACAUCUUGUAAAAUAUCAGGUCUAAUUUCAGACCAAACACUGGGUACCAUUGUAUUUAAACUUUGAUAUUCAGAAGUACUCAUUUGGUCUAAAAUACUUUACAAAGGCAUUACUUUUUUUGGUUAGAAACAAAAGAAAAACAUUUGUAAAUAUUUCAGAUUUAGCAGUGGUCGUUUUAUAAUUCAUGUAUUUUAAUGCUCUUUAGUAUUACUCUUACCUUGUUCUAUCUCAUCAAAUCCUUUUUUUUUUUUGUCUUAUCUUUUUGUAGCCUUUGAAAUGCUGGACAAAAAUCUUUUGGAUCUAUUGAAUGAAAAUGACGCGCCAUUCUCUCUUCAUGAGAUUCGUCCAAUCACCCAGCAACUUCUAUCAGCCUUUGAUGCCAUGGGAGACAUUGGGAUCAUACAUACUGACCUAAAGCUUGACAAUGUUAUGUUGGUUAACCAGAGAGACCAGCCCAAAUGGUUGGUGAAAAACCAGACAAAAACUGGUCUUGAACCUGAACCCUGCAAACUGAGUGUAAAUUCUCUGGAAGACCUGGUCACACUUAACCCAGAGAACCAUGGGUCCAUUGAGAUCAAGGACCGCAGAGCCUUUGUAAGCCUCCUGAAGGGUCUCCUAAACACUGACCCAGAGAAGAGGAUUAGCCCCAAGCAGGCUCUAAGUCAUCCAUUUAUCACAAUGGUCCACCUGCAGGAGAAUGCUGGCAGCCAGUACCUGGAAGACGCCAGGGACAAAAUGGUCAUCACUUACAGGAACAGGUCAGAGGAGAAUCAUCUUAGUCCAGCUGCUGUGGAAGACAAACAAGAAGAACCAGCUGAAGCUGAAGUGGCUAUAAGCAGCUCAGCUGUAGAAGAUCCAGCUCUUACCAUCAUCUCAGCGGAGAAUCAUCUUAGUCCAGCUGCUGUGGAAGACAAACAAGAAGAACCAGCUGAAGCUGAAGCAGCUAUAAGCAGCUCAGCUGAAGAAGAUCCAGCUCUUACCAUCAUCUCAGAGGAGAAUCAUCUUAGUCCAGCUGCUGUGGAAGACAAACAAGAAGAGCCAGCUGAAGCUGAAGUGGCUAUAAGCAGCUCAGCUGAAGAAGAUCCAGCUCUUACCAUCAUCUCAGAGGAGAAUCAUCUUAGUCCAGCUGCUGUGGAAGACAAACAAGAAGAACCAGCUAAAGCUGAAGCAGCUAUAAGCAGCUCAGCUGUAGAAGAUCCAGCUCUUACCAGCAUUAACCUGUCCGAGGAGGAUGUUUUCAACACAAGUGAGCUAGUGAGGUUUGACUCUGAUCCUCAACUUGUAAUAGGUCCAUCUGUGAGAAGGAGAGGUGGCCCACUAAGACGGGUCAGACGUUUCUUUGGCAGAGUCUUCAGGGCCAUGUGUUGUUGUCUCCCGCCUAGGGAUGACUAGAACGUCCUGUGUUUGGAUCCGGGUCAGGGUGUUUCUGUGUGGAGUUUGCAUGUUCUCCCUGUGUCUGUGUGGGUUUACUCCGGGUGCUCCGGUUUCCUCCCACAUUCUUUCAACAAAAAAAAAAAAAUAAAUAAAAAAACCCUUGUGGUUUUUCCCUCCCAUGGGAGGGUUUUAAUUCCCCUCCUCGAGCUACCACCUUACCGUGGUGGAGGGGUUUGUGUGUCCUGAUGAUCCCAGGAGCUAAGUUGUCGGGGCUUUAUGCUUCUGGUAGGUUCAACCAUGGCAAACAUGUCCUGGGGGAGGGAUCAGACUAAGGGUAGCUCAAAUAGACCUUUUUUGAUGAGUAAAAUAUUUAGUAUCCAGUUUUCCUCACACGGGUUACUGAGCCACCCAGGUGAUGGCGUGCACCUGGUGGCUGGGCCUGCACCCAUGGGGCCGGCUGGGCACAGCCAAAAGAGGCAACGUGGGACCCCCUUCCCUUGGGCUCACCACCCAUAUAGCAGGGGCCAAAGGAGUUGGGUGCAAUGUGAGUUGGGCUGCAGCUGAAGGUGGACCCUUGGCAGUCUGAUCCUCGGCUGCAGAGUCUAGUUCUGGGGACAUGGAAUGUCACCUCCCUGGUGGGAAAGUAGCCUGAAUUGGUGUGCGAGGUGGAAAGGUUCCAUCAAGAUAUAGUCGGAAUCACCUCAACACGUAGUGUGGGCUCUGGAACCAGCUCUCCCCAGAGGGAGAAUUAUCUGAUCUAGAUUAUACAGUUUUAACUGAAUUAUGUUUUUUGUGCAUUUUUGUAGGCCAUAUUUUGGACCACCAUGUGUCUAUGGUAGCACAGAAUGGACAAACCAUGCGCCAUAUGCAUUUUUUUAGGUAAUAGUUGCCAAUCAAUAUUGCACUGGUAGGAGGAGAGGUGCUGUUGUGCAGAAAACAAUCUUUUUUGACUGAUGUUGUUGACUUAAAACUUCAUAAUUAUUCAUAGUUAACAUGUUUUGUGUGUUGGCUGAGUGUUGAGAUGGAACCAGAAUGCAACACCAGACGGGGGUGGGGGGCAAAACAGGUUUAUUGAAGUUAGUGCUUUUCCAGGUGAAGGAGACAGGGUCCGGGAGAUGUCCAGGUGCUCAGUGGCUGGCUGGCUGGAGGAGUGAGGGUUAAAACCAGAAAAAGCAGGCACUGGAAAAAUCUUCAAAUGUAGGUUACGAUAUCUCAAUUGUGUUCUGUAGCCAAGCACCGCUGCGUAUAGGCGAAAAUACUCUGGCGCUUAGGCAUGAGUCUGAAGUGGUCUUAAAGCCGGAUUGUGGAGCACAGGUGUGUGUGAUCAGCCUCAGCGCCGCAAGGGGGAAGGGAGCAGCCUCUUCAAGCAGGUGAUAGACAGCAAGACAUAUCCGCCCAAAAGGGCAGACUCCAGCCAACCAAAACAAAGAAAAAGUCCGUGCUCACCAUAUUUUGUUUCUUACAGAUAUUUUCACUGUUAGAGUGGUUUCACAUAAAGGACUAGGGCCUGUAUUUACUUGACUCCAAAGUUCUAUGUAUUUGAUCAGUUUGAACAGAAUCGCACUCGAGUAUGAGUACUGUAUCCACUUUUAAGAGGUGGUCUUUGGCACUGCUUACGUGUAUUUGCGCACAUUUCACAGGAGAUGAGCUGAACUGUACAGACAUGGAAGUGGGCCACUGUAAAAUGGUAAAACUAUUCAAUUCUGAGUUUGUGUUAAAACAUAUGUUGUUGUCAACAUAGCACCAAAGGUGUCAGAAUUUACCGAAUGACACCUAAUGACAACUGUAAUUCCCUCUCAAGUCGAAAUCACGAAACCAGGUCGUUCUUUAUGUUACAGGUUUUAAUCACACGAUGAGCAUGAUAGUGUGCCGUGAGAACUGUCAGACAUUACAGACAGAAAGCAAAUAAAAAAACACAUUACUUACAUGUAAAGACAUCAAAGAAACAACGUGACUCGACAGAAAUCCGUCACAUUAGAUCCUUAAAGUUUACCAAAAUAACAGUAUACAAACACAAAAUGUACCUCAUUGGCCGCUUUCCUUUGAGAGAAAAUUAGAAAUCUUCCUUCAGUCUUUCGAUGCACUAUGCACUUUACAACAUCUUCAACAUUAGCUGUUCUUAGGCAGAGCAAUUAGCUAGGUGUCUGCCUGCUGCUAGCUUGAUCCAGAAUGAUAUCUGAUGCACGUUACCAAUCAAAACGUAGCGAUCUUCAAAGUAACACUCCGCCAACCUGUGACAGUAACUUUGGUUCCCCCUCAAUUAAGACUUGAAACCAUAUCAAAACCAAACAAAAAAUACCUGAAAUAAAUUCAAUGUUGCUUUUAAUAUUAAACUAUUGUCAGUAGAAAUGUAUAUAUUUAUGAACUUAAUCUUUUUAACUUAAUAUUUAUUAAUCUAUUUAUUCUGACCUUGAUGGCAGCUACAACAACCUUCAUAAGCCUUAUUCAUGUUAAUGACAGAUUCCAUGUCAUGAUUAUGACAACAUAAAUUCACUCUUAUGUACCAAAAGUUUCAACUACAAGGCCCUAAUCACAGAUCUAGCCUCACUUGCAGUUGUGAUUACUGUGUUCUGCUAACAUGAUGUAUCAUGACUUUAUAUUCUAUGAAUAAGCAUUGCUUAAUCUGUAUUGAAUGCAUUGAAAGUUGUUGCUUAUUUGUUUUUUGUGAAAAUAAAGGAUUAUUCCCUCCCUUUCUAUGUAGUAAAUCAAUUUUGCUAGAUUAUACUGAUGCUGAUGUGUUUUGUUUUCCUAACAUCAUAAACGUGAGUAAGUGGCCUUGACAAGGACAUACUUGUGCAUAUGUACAUCUAUUAGCAUUUGCACAUCUGUACAUCAAAAAGCACUUGAUGAUAGUUGGAUAUUGAAGUAUCGAGUAUAUUAAUUGUAUAUUACGAUGGUUUAUUCAGUAUAGUGAUGGAAAGAGUGUAUAUAGUGUAAUGAUUUCCUAAUCAGUGUUUUUAAAGUUGAACCCAGAAGCAAAUCCGAGGCAGAGGAAGUUUUGAAAGGUUUAUUGUUAGUAGUGGUGAAGAAAGGGAGGUAAUCCAAGGUCCGGGGUGCUGGGAGACUCUGAGGUGCAAGUGAGCGAUAUGGAGGUAGGUGAGUGCUCCGGUGUGAGAGUGUUGGCAGCAUGGCAGAGGUUGGGGCUCGGAGGAACGGGCUCGAGGAGGCACUGAAGGAGAAAAGAGGAGAGCAGGGGUAAGCACAGGUAAAAUGCACAAGUAGCGAGAAUAUACAAACUUUUGAUACUCGUAGUUGUCGGUCUGAUACUCAAGAUAAGCUGAAAUCAUCUGACGCUGAGGAGCCUCACAGUAGUGCUUAAGAGGGCACAGUGAUUGGAGAUGAGAUGCAGGUGUGUACAUUCUGGAGGUGCCAGAGUAGGGGAGGAGCUGCCCAACUACUGAGGGAAACAAGGGAGUACUAAUGCAGCUUCCUUAUGAUGAGGCUGUGGACAUGUGGUAUCUUGGUGUGUACUUUUUUACUCCACAAGAUGCUGCCCCACGGCACUGCAGACUGAAGACACCAGAGAAGUUUGAACAAGAAUCAGGAUUCCUGCCUCCGAUCAACUACCACAGUCUUGACAGUUUGGAUCAUAGACUGUAUACAGAAUGGACGCCGUCUGCCUCCUUGCCUCCUGCCUCCCCUGGGUGAAGCCACUCCGAGAACAGCACCCUCUGUUGAUGGGCUGCAUUAUAGGUCAUAAAUCCCGCCUCCGCCAGCAAAGCUUAUGGGGCUGUGGACCAACUUUAGAAAUUUAUUACACAGAACAUAACUUUUUCUCCCCCCUGCUUGCGAUGUUGACAUGUAGUUAUUGUAACUGGUUUGUGCUCAAGUCCUCUUUUUUUCUGUGAAGCUCCGUUUUUAAAAGUUAUUUGGGGGUUCACGUUUGCUAUGAUUGACACCUGAUACAGCCUAUGGGCGUUCAGGGAUUGAGUAGCUCUCCCGGGGGAUACGCUGUGUGAGCCGAGCAACAUCACAGUGACUCUCUGCGAAUGCACGGCCGAAUGCGCACAACGCUACUGCACAGCGCUGGUUUCAGGAAAUGAAGAAAAAUCCCGGAAAUACCGAGAAAUUUUUGGCUUUUUGGGUAAGAGGCUCCCAGACUCUAUGGUGUAAUUAAACACACACAGGCCGCACAUCAGGGUUUUUUCCAGGUGCUCUGGUUUCUCCCAACAGUGCAUGAUACAAAACCUUAAAAAAAAAGGAAAAAAAGAAAAACCUCAGUAACUCCGCCAAAUUGUCUCAGAUGGGUCAAUUUUGCUGGUCCCAAGCCCGGAUAAAGGAGGAGGGUUGGUUUUCUGUGCAGCUCAAUUUUUAAAGUUAUUAGGGGGUUCAUGUUUUCUUUGAUUGACACCUGAUACAGCCUAUUGGCAUUCAGGGAUUGCGUAGCUCACUUGGUGGGAUAUGCAUCACAGCGACUCUCGGCGACUCUCCUGCCGAAUGCGCACAACGCUAUUGUGCAGCACUGUUUUCAGGAAAUAAGGAAAAAUCAAUACCGAGGGCUUUUUGGCUUCAAAUCUGUAUACUGGCGGGAGGCAGAACCAAGUUGUCCAUAGUGUAUACAGUCUAUGGUACUUACACGUCACACUGAGAAAUCUCAUCGUGAGUGAAGCGCUCAGAGCGAGAGAGAAGGAAAGGUAGGGGUCGAACCAUUUUCGAAGCAUGAGGGUGCUGCUUGAUUUUUGUUGUUAAAAUAUUACGUUUUAACCCUAUCCUGUAUAUGUUUUCGACAUUUCCUCAGCUUAUUAAACAUAGACUGUUGGAAAAACAAAUGCUUAAAAAAAAAUCACUUAAAAUUUAGGGGGUGUGCUGCAGCCUUUAAACAGUCUUUGGGUAAUUAUUGAUUGAAUAAUGGGUGUGGACAGGCCUUCGUGGACGCGUCACGCUGCCGGGAAAGCCUUAAACCGUUCCAGGAUGCAGAGAGAGGUUCACCGUGUCCAAUCACAGCUGCGAGCCGGUGGGCGGUGACAGAGAAGUCGGGGCUCGAUAAAUAGUUCUGGCCGAAGACCGUGGUCGCGUGCGUCCACUAAGGCCGCUGAUUGACCGCGUGCAGGAGAUGGACACGAGCCGGGACAAAGUGCAGAAGAAGCCGGUCCGCCUCAUCGCUGCAGCCUGCAGAGGCAUGGGGAUCGGGAAGGACGGGAAGCUGCCCUGGCAUUUACCGUAAGACUCAUACCAGCAGCUGAGGAUUGAUUUAAAUUUCUUUAUUUAUUAAAAAUGACGGUUUAUGUAGACUUAUUUUAACAGAAAACACUGAAUUAAAAUGACGAAAGACAGACCUUAACCUCCAUUGAGACGGUACACUGACACAGAUGCGCAACAGCUGUAACUGGCGGUGAUGAGGAGUUCGGAUCAUUACAGUGAUUGGAACUUUUUUACUCAGCUCUGUUUGACUUUCUAACGGCUCUUUGUUUCGUUUGAACCCUUAACUUUGCAUGUUGGUAGGUGGAUAUUAAGAUGAUUUUACAUUAUUAGCACAUGCUUCUUGAACCUUUAUUUCUCAGAAACACUGAAAAAUUAUGUAUUUCAGAGGUGUGCUGAGUUUAAAGUUUUGACGCUUCAAAAAUAACAACAGUAAACACACAUUUUUGUUAUUGUAAAUAAUUUUGGGCAUAAUUGAUCACAGAUUACCUUUGUUUUUAAGGAUUGGAUCCAGAUCAUAUCUUCAGACCAAUCAGAGAAUUUAUCUUAAUUCAGCCUACCUGUAAAGGGUCCAAUCAGAAACCAUGCCUUCCCAUCUCUGCAGAAUGAAAGCAAUCAAGUUUGUGUUGCUGUCCCAAAAAAACUACUUUUUUUCCACAUAGAUAAUCCACAGGAAUUUAUGUGCAGAUAAAUUGUCUAACUUGACAGCAGAAAUAAACAUAUGUAAAACCUGGUUACAAAGGAAAGCAACAGUUUUGAUCCCCAGAGCUCAUUUAUGUUCUACAUUUGAAUGAGAAGCAAUGAAUGAGUAAGCAUAUCAAUUAUAAGUCUAUCAAGACUAAAAGUUAUGGAUAAAUUAGCAUGGGUCAAGACCACUUUAGCCUUGUCUCUGUACAUGUCUGACUAAGUGAAGGUAACUUGGUGUCAUUAUUCCCAAUAUGGCUUCAUGAGCUCUUUUAGAAACCAGUGGGUCACUUCACUGGGGCUAGAACCACCAUAGGAAAUACCUAGUUGGGAGUACCUCUCUCCAAAACUGCCUGAUUUGUUGUUAAUGUGUCUCUUGCAGAUCAGAGUUCCAGUAUUUUCUCAACACAAUCACACAGGUCUCCAAACCAGGUAAAUAAGCCCAGUAUUAAUAAGUCAUCCUGUAUGUUUUUUUAUUUUUUUUAAGAUUGUGGGUCCAAACUUGAGCCUUUAUUUUACCACUAAGAGCUAAAAGGUCUUCAUGCCAAACUUUGGAAGUAGAGUUUGGUGAUAUUUUGAUGUACACACACUGCUUGGUCAGCAUCACAAUCAGACAUUCCUGGGAGGGUAUUCAGGUUGGUUGCAUUUGGUCACAUACAAGAUAAAGGCAUUAAAAGUCUCAUGUUAAAGUAUUUUUGUCCUAGUUGAAUUCAUCCUCUCACUUUCUAAUCUCAUCAUCAAUGCAGUGAUCUAAAUGGGCAGGGAUGCUAUGAUAAUGAGGUGUUGUGCUGAUUUGUUUGAGGGAUGAGGAUACAGACUGGUUACAGCCUCAAUGCAGAGGCAGAAAACCACCAAAUCGAAUAUGGCGAGCCCCCCAGAAGAACCUGCAUCAGUAUACUACACCAAAACAGGGCGAUGUCAUUGUUCAAGAGCUGCAGCUGCUUGUCUUUGAGCAGCUCCUUAACAUUUGAGGUUAAUUCCUUCUUUCAUGGCUUUUGGUGCAACUUUUUGGUCGGUUUUUGUCGUUGAAGCAGUCCAGAUUGAAAGUUGUGCACUGAGUGUUGUUAACAAUAAAAAGCAGCCAUUGUGUUCUUUGGUUUUAUUCAGUACCAGAACCAAAUAUAGACAUUUGUGUUGUUUUUGAAACCAACAACAGAGCAGUUUGCAUGCCCAGCUUUAUCAUUUGACAUCUUGACUCUGCAACACAGAUGCAAAACCGAACAGAUUGAUAUGUGGUAGAGGUUUUGCAUGCGUGCUUAUGCAAAUCACGCCUGUUACAUCACUGCAGGAGCAAAUUCAUAUUACUGUGGAGGAGCACUGUUUUCAAAGACAAUGCAAAAGUCUUUGACUUCCUUAUUCUCAGGGGGAUGACAAAAGCAUAUACAUUUUGGCAAGGCAAAACACGUUUGAUAUUAUAUUGGCCCUUUAAAAAAUAUAAGAAAUAUGAAUAGAGUUUAUUCAUUCUUUCCCUCAGUUAAUUUAAUCUCAUUUCUUUGAUACAGACUGUAAAGGUCCUGAAACCCAGUCCUGUAUUCUGUGCCCACUGUUAAGAUAAAACGCUUUCUGUCUAAGAGGUUUUUAUUUGAACUUUUUCAGGGAAGAUGAACCUGCUGGUUUGGGGUAAACUGUGCUGGUACUCAAACCCAGAAACUAUGUUCCCAGUGGCCAAUAACCUGCAUGUGGUGCUGAGUAAGACACUCAAGUGAGUAACACUCAGCUACACACACAAACACACACUGUUUUCACAGAUUCGACACAAACCCAUCCCAUGUUUUCACUGUAAGGGUGCGUUCACACCACCCUCAUUUAGUCUGUUUGGACUGAACCCUGGAGCUUUUACCCCCUUGGUGCAGAUCAUUUGAGUCGAUGUGAACACUGACCUCGAACUCUGGUGUGGAUCAAAUAAACAAACUCUGGUCCGCCUGAAGAGGUGGUCUUGGACCGCUAUCAAGUGAAAUCUGGAGCGGUUCAUUUCUGGUGUGAAUGUCAUCUACACCAAUCACAGGAAAGGCAUGUGAUGACCAAUAACCGAACGAUAUUCAAAACAAAUGUUUUGUCUUGCCUUGGAUUCGAAUCAGGCAAUGGACCUUUAGGUGUGAACACGACCUAAUUCACCACAAGCAUUUCUCCUCUCACAGCACAGUUCCAGACCACGCCCACUUCCUGUGUCAGAACUUCGAGACAGCCAUCCUCCUUGCUGUUCGACCCCCCCUUGCUGAUCUGAUCGAGACCAUCUGGGUUGUUGGAGGGACACAAGUCUACAAGGUGAACACAAAACACACAAAAAUUCAAUUUUUGUAUUUCAUGCAAACAAGAAAAAAAACGUGUGUGAGAUCUAAUUAUCCUGUGGGGAUAGACUAAUUAUCUUGGAUGCACAAGUUAAAAUAUUUACUUUUAGAGGCGCUAAUGAGCAGGAUAUGGAGUAAGACAUUUUUUCCGGUUCCCAACAUUGGCAGUCGUGUCAGUCUUGCAGACCAGUUUCACUGUUGAAUGUAGAUUUGCGUAUUUUAACAGGAAUCUUGGCUAGAUGAGUUAACCACAUUAUCACUCAAUUUGUCCACCUAGAUCAGACUGGAUUUAUUUCAGGAAAAUACUACAGAGAUAUUUUAUGUAGGAAAGCAAACAUAACAUUACAUCAAAGUGAGAAGAAAUUUAAGUAAAUGGCUUUAUCUUUAGAUGCCCAGAAAGUAUCAUGGCAAUUUUUAUUUCAGACAUUAAAACAAUUCAGAUUUGGACCAGAGUUUAUAAACACUCUAUUCAUGCCCAGAGGCUGCUGUGAGAGUCAUAGCUAUAAGUCAGAGAGAUCUCUAUCGCCCCUUUUAUUUGUUAUUAGUAUUGAACCACUAGCUCGGUUCAUUAGAGAUGACAUUGGUGUAAAAGACGUUGUAUUUAAUAAUAAGCUAUCACUCUAUGCGGAUGAUUUGUUAUUAUAUUUGACAGUGAAAGUUUAUGUUUGUAUAUAAAUGUGAAUGUUUAGCUGUACGUAUAUACAGUAGAUACACAAGUGUAUUUGAGUGGAUAAGUAUUUCCUUUAAAUUGUUUUGGUUAGGUGAAUUUUAUUUCCUAAGAUUUGCCUUUGGUAAAGAAGGAAAAGAAAGUUAUUUUAUGAAAGUGUACAUUUUGCACCAUUUAAAAAAGAUAAUAACAACAAUAAUAAUAAUAAUAAUAAUAAUAAAAAUUUGGUUUUUGGACUCAAGGAGCACCACACAUAAGCUUUACUGUACCCAAUGAUAAAUUUACCUCAGAAAGUUAUGCAGAGUAAGAAACAUGCCGCUCAGUCUGACCCGAUGUGCCAUAAAGCAAAUACACAAAGUCACUGUCAUAAAUACAAAUCAAAUAGAGCAAAAGAGUACUCCAUGAAAAAUACACACUUUAACAAUCUAUUUUGGUGUGAGUUUAUGAGCUUUAUUACAUUUAGUCGUCCUAGUGGGAUUGAAAAUAUUGAACACCACACACAGAUAAAAGCAGAUCCUGUUCAUGUGACCUGGUUGUGUUUAUCUUGUUUGUCAUCAGGAGGCACUGAAGCACCCGUGGUGUGACCUGAUUUACCUCACAGACGUCAUGGCUGACUUUGACUGUGACGUUUUCUUCCCUGAGUUUGACAGAAGACUGUUUAAAGAACAUGAAAGGUAAGAAAGGUUUGUGUGUGUGUGUCCCUUUAUUAGAAUGCAGAGAAGAACUCUGUCUUUUACUGUUACAUACCUGGUGAUUUUUGACAAGAUUGACGCUCUGCUGCUGUUCUAUGGCAGCUGGAUCUGGUCCAACAGCAAAUAUUAACAGUGAGGAAACUUUAUCUCAGUGUCUCAAGAUUGAAUUUGAUUUGGUUUAUAUUUUUAUUUUUUAAGCCCAGAUUUGACUCAAACUUAAAUCUCUUGAUGACACUCUUGUUAAAUGUACGGCUGCUUAUUUCUGCCGGUUGUGAUUGAAUGCCAUGUAAUAUUUUAGUUCCUAUAUGAAACAUUUGAUUUGUGAUGGUUUUGCACCCCUGUGGACACAACAGUAGCUGUUUCUUCUUUUAUUUUGUCUUUUUUAAUCUAAAUGUGCUUCACCUGGGAAGACAAAAACAUGACCCCAAAGUAAACAUAGAAACAGGUGAUGAGGCAACUGGUUACACAGAAUAAUAAGUAAUGUUAGAAGUGGGUGUGCCAAGCUUAAAAUGGCUGUUUUAAAAAGUGAUCUUUGGACUUUGAGUCAGAAUUGUAGGAAUUAAAACUGUAAGUCUAUUUUUAAUUGACUUUUGCUCCACUCCUUUUGAACUCUAUCAGACUGCAGUCUGAUUGGUUUGAAAGUCAGAAUCAGCUUUAUGGCGUACUUGACUUAAUUAUUUACACUCCACCAUUAGGAAUUUAAAUCAGGCAAACUCUUACACACAAACUGCUCUGGAAAUAAUCUUAGAAACCUCUAAACAACACUAAAAUCUAAGCGUAUGUGUGUCAACCUGCCUCAAAUAACCUCUGACAAACUAAACAUUGCACUUGGAUAACAGUCAGCAUGAUACAAAUCAACAGUAAAAAAUGUGCGUCGUUAAGAAUAUGUAUUUGAAGUGUAUUUUGACCUUGUAUUUUGAAACAUAUCCUUUCUGUUCACACACUUUGAAAUACUUUAAGUACUACUGUAAGUACCUUUUAAUAAACUCUAACUUUGAUUUUCUUGUUUUUACACAGAUUCCCUGGAGUGCCAAGUAAAAUCCAGGAGGAAAACGGCAUUAAAUACAGAUUUCAGGUUUUCAAAAAAGAGACUGCUGAUGCUGUAUAA